UUUUUAGAAGAUUCAAACGAAAGUAAAGGAAAUAAAGAAGUUAACAAAGAAAAAGAUACUCCCCCUCCUCCACCCAUUAAUUUUAAAAUUAAAAAUACACAAACAAAGGACGAAGAAAAUAAUAAUAAUAUUCUCCAACAAUCAGCAGAAAAGCGCAGAUGUCAAUCCUUCAAGGAACAAAAAGAGGAGGAGAAAAGCGGUGAUGAACCAACAAAAAGACGCGAUUCACUUUGGAUGUCAAUGGGCAUUCAUCGAACAGAAGAAGCUCGUCAAUCUAUUCGAAAACGAAGACUCUCUCGCAAUCGGGAAUCUCUUGAAAUUGGAGGAAAUACAAACACUAAUAAUAUGAUCACAAAUCCACAAUCUACAGCAUUGACUGUAGAUGAAAUGGCAAAUUUGGCUCCAGGAACUCGAAUAAUGUUCCUUUUGGGUGAACAAAGUGAGGCCCCUGCCGUUUUUACUGAAAUGGGUGAACUUUGGCGUAGUGGGGAUGUUGAAGAAUGGAGAGAAACAGCUAGAUGGGUUAAAUUUGAGGAAGAUGUUGAAGAAGGGGGCAAUAGAUGGUCAAAGCCGCAUGUUGCUACAUUGUCUUUACAUGCUCUAUUUCAAUUACGUUCAUGUUUACUUCAUGGAAUUAUACUAAUUGAUUCAGAAGCAGAAUCAAUGCCGGAAUUAAUUGAACAUAUUUUGGACGAAUUUGUAGCCAAAAACGAUUUACAAGAAAGUGAAAAAAUGGCGGUGCGUUAUGUUCUUUCUCGACGGCAUACUCAUCAAUACGAGCAGGCUCGUCAUUCUGGUGGGAGUUCAAAUGGUGCAUCGAGUAGCCAAGGAAGUUUUUUAAAUGCCGUUCGCUCCAUUUCGGAUAUUGGACGUUCAUUUUCUCAUGGCAAAAAUCUCCAUCAAAAAGGUCAAGAAGAGAAUUUACAAGGUGGUGGAGACAGCACAACACAAAGCCCCGUUAAUAAAAAGCCGCAAUUUGGUCCUCAACUUGACCUUCCUAAAGUUGGGUCUCUCCCAAAAGACAUACAAAAAGAAGGCUCUCAAAAUAGUGAAUUCUUUGGUCGAAAUACACAUUUUAUGAAAAAACUUCCCCCUGGAGUUGAAGCUUCGAAUGUUUUGGUUGGAGAGGUUGAAUUCCUCAGUCAUCACAUAACAGCAUUUGUUCGACUUAAAAAAGCACAAUUACUUGGUGAUCUAACAGAGGUGCCUGUACCCACCCGUUUUCUCUUCCUCCUCCUCGGCCCGUCAGGCCAUGCUGCCCAAUUUAAGGAAAUUGGUCGAGCAAUUGCUACUUUAAUGAGUGACGAGAUAUUCCAUGAAGUUGCCUACAAGGCAAAACAACGUUCGGAUUUGCUAGAUGGUGUUGAUGAAUUCUUAGAUGCGGUAACUGUUUUACCGCCCGGCGAAUGGGAUCCGAGCAUUCGAAUUGAGCCCCCUAGUACAAUCCCUAAUCAACAAAGCCGUAUUCAGCAAAAGCCCUCAGCUAUAAGUGACAAAUUUGCCUGUAAUAAAUUAUCAGGAGCUAGUACUGGUGAUCCCACAAUUGGAUUACCUGGAGGGAGUAAUGGAAAGGAUUUGGGUGGCAUUGGAGGUUCUAAACUUGCUUUAGCCAACGGGAAAAAAACUAGUUUGGAAGAAGAGGAGGGUCACGGUCAAGAUCCUGGUUUACGCAGAACUGGGAAAUUGUUUGGGGGUUUAAUGUUGGACAUUCGUCGGAAAGCCCCGCAUUAUUUAUCCGAUUUUACUGAUGCAUUAAACCUUCAAUGUAUAGCAACUACUUGUUUUAUGUAUUUUGCACUGUUGGCCCCAAUUGUAACUUUUGGUGGUCUUUUAGAAGAAGCUACUCAUCAAAGAAUGGCAGCAAUGGAGAAUUUAGCUAGCGGUGCAAUCUGUGGCAUCAUAUAUCACUUGUUCAGUGGCCAGCCUCUAACUAUAAUUGGCUCUACCGGCCCUGUACUUGUUUUUGAAACAAUUGCCUUUGAUAUUUGCAAUUCUCUUUCAAUUGACUACCUCUCAUUUCGAUUUUGGAUUCAUGUAUGGACUGCUUUAAUUAUUUUUAUAAUGGUUGCAACAGAUGCAUCUUCUUUAGUAUCAUAUAUUACUCGUUUUACUGAAGAGUCUUUUGCAAUGCUUAUAGCAGUCAUUUUUAUUUAUGAAGCUUGUAUGAAACUUUUUAUGAUUAAAGACCAAUUGGAUGUUAUUAGUUAUAUACCUCCAAACGAGCCUAUACCUGUUGGAGAAGAAUGUCAUUGUAUUUCGACCGGUGCUCCUUUCGCCAAAGUUCAGGCUAUAGCUGCUAAACGUCACUUUACUUUAUUACCGACUAAUAACAGUUCGGGGCAAAUGGAGAUUGACUAUUCGCUUAUUCCAUUGGGUAAAUGUAAACAAUUGUUGGGACAAUUAGAAGGAAGUACUUGCUAUAUUUUACAUGACAAGUUGCUUAUGAGCAUUGUUCUUAUGAUUGGGACCUUUUUUAUGGCUAUAACUCUAAAAAGAAUGAGAAACAGUCGUUAUUUCCCUACAAAAGUUCGUCAAAUUCUUUGUGACUUUGCAGUAAUGAUUGCAAUUAUUUGUAUGACAUUACUUGAUAUUUUUGUUGGAAUUAAUACACCAAAAUUGAAUGUGCCAUCGACUUUUAGACCAACUUGGUCAGGCCGUGGGUGGUUUGUCCCUCCUUUUGGCUCUAAUCCUUUUUGGACAAUACCUUUUGCUAUUUUCCCUGCAUUGUUGGCCUGUGUUUUAAUUUUUAUGGAUCAACAAAUAACUACUGUUAUUGUUAAUCGAAGAGAAAAUAAAUUGAAAAAAGGUUGUGGCUAUCAUCUUGAUUUGCUUGUUCUUUCAAUUCUUAUUAUAAUUGUUGGUGCUUUGGGGUUGCCAAUCUAUGUAGCUGCUACUGUUCUCUCAAUGAACCAUGUCAACUCAUUACGUGUUGAAAGUGAAAGUAGGGCACCUGGGGAAGUUGCACAAUUUAUUGGUUGUAGAGAACAACGUUUAACUGGCAUUUGCACUUUCUUACUUAUCGGUCUCUCCGUCACAAUGACAAAGUUACUCAGUCACAUCCCAAUGCCUGUACUCUAUGGAGUUUUUCUUUAUAUGGGUAUUUCUGCAUUGGGUGGCAUUCAAUUAUUUGAUCGUUUCUUAUUAAUGUUGAUGCCAAUGAAAUACCAACCGGACACAAUCUACAUACGUCAUGUUCCCAUCCAUGUCAUUCACAAAUUUACAUUAUUCCAAAUAGCCUGUCUGGCAUGUUUAUGGCUUGUUAAGUCGAUUAAAGCAACUUCUAUGACAUUUCCUAUUAUGGCAUAUGGUUUUAUUUUAUUUUGCCAAGUGGUCUUGGUUGUAAUGGUAGCUGUUCGAAAAUUAAUGGAGCGUUGUUUUUCUGAGAAAGAUUUGAAGUAUUUGGACGAUAAAAUGCCAGAAUUUCAUUUGCGCCGAACUGAGGAUAAACAAAAACGUGAAUCACACGGAGGGCAGACAAUUGACAUUGAUUUGGAUGAGAAUCAAGGAACGAUUAGAGCAGUGAAGACUGAGGCUCAUUUACACAUACCUAUGACAUCUGGAAAUGUCAUCAAAAUCCCUUUGGCGGCAAUCCAAGAACCAACACCUCCUUCCCACAAUAUUAACAUCAGCGAAGCUGUCUGUCAAACAGGAAUGUGGCGUUCUAUUGCUAGCGAAUCAAAAUCAUCCUUGCAAAAAAUUGGAAAGGAUGGAGAAGUGAAGGAUUCAAAGUCGCCGAAUCCAAAGAGAGAACAGAGCUCUUCUGAUCAAAUUACUAAAUCUCCCUCUCCAAUGACUGCAACUGUCCAUUGUGAACGAAAGGAAACAGGCUCACCUCGGCUUGCAACGCCUGAGGAAGAUGAUGAUCAGGCAAUUACAAUCACUGUUGGUAAUGCUGCAGUGAAUGCAUCAAACAGUGAGCAGCAACCUCUACUCCAACAACGUGCCGGGAAGGGAAAAGACAAACAGCAACAUUUAAUGGGAUCUCCUGUUUAAAAUUAGCAUUUUCUAAAUAUUUUAAUUUCUUUCUUCCUCAUUUCCCUUUUCUUUCAAUUAUUCUCAUUUUUAACAAGCAAUAUUAAAAAUUCUGAAAUUUAUUGACAAAUUAUGUAUGUAUUUUUGAAGUUUAAUUGAAAAUACAAAUCAGAAUUUAAUUCUAUAAUGUAUUUUUCAGAGUUUUUGUUUUUUCCGGAUAUGUUAUAUUCUUUUUAAUUUCAGAAAAUAUUUUUUAUUUUUUUAAUUUCGAUUUCAAUACUAAAAUAUUAUUUUCUGGAAUUUCCUCUAAUUCCUCCUUUAAUUAAAUUUUAUUUUUGUAUUUUUUGGAUAUUUUUCUUUUUAAAUUUAAUUUUGCAUUUUCACUCC
Meloidogyne enterolobii is the source of this 4359-nucleotide messenger RNA. The record is from the annotation of a GenBank genome assembly. NCBI's taxonomy places the organism in Eukaryota, Metazoa, Nematoda, Chromadorea, Rhabditida, Meloidogynidae.